Messenger RNA from Kwoniella mangroviensis CBS 8507, 2343 nucleotides. RefSeq lists its product as uncharacterized. Gene Ontology annotation, cellular component: GID complex. Gene Ontology annotation, biological process: proteasome-mediated ubiquitin-dependent protein catabolic process. Lineage: Eukaryota; Fungi; Basidiomycota; Tremellomycetes; Tremellales; Cryptococcaceae. The transcript is spliced from 11 exons. The record is from RefSeq and is a predicted model, not a curated record. The coding region runs from base 1 to 2343 and encodes 780 amino acids. Gene Ontology annotation, molecular function: protein binding.
AUGCAGAGAGGUAUCACCCGACCCCGAUCGCCCUCAGACGAGGAGGAAUCUCGACCCCGGCAACGCAUCAAACCAUCCUCACCCAACCAACAUAUAAAUAACACCAAUAUGGGUCAUCCACUACAUAAUGGCUCUAGUACCACCAACGGCAUAUCACAUGAUUCCGAACCCGGUCCAUCCAAUGGCCAUGCCUCAUCAUCCGUUGGACCAGGCUCAUUACCCCAUCAUGUUCUCAAUUCUAUACAGCAUGUCCAACCGCCCGGUCAUCUGAUGUAUGAAGAUGAUCGGAAUUGGCAGGACCAGCACGAUACAACCAUGACUGAUGAUGGGAAGGAGAGUACGGAUGAUGAGCUGGAAGAAGCUCAAGAUGGACUGGGUCACCCCGAGGCCAAAUCGAUAAGUAGGAAGACAACUCAGAGACCCGGUGUAGGAGGGAGUAGGAGGAUGCCGGUCGAAAGGGAAGAAGCGGUUAGGUUGAUAUUACAAGGGUUGAGAGAUAUAGGAUACCAUCAAUCAGCCGAUAUCCUCGAACUCGAAUCGGGGUAUAAUCUUUCCACGACCCAGGCAAAUGAUUUCCAAUCAGCGAUACUAGGUGGAAGGUGGUCAGAAGCCUUAGGUCUAUUACCUGGACUGGGUAUACACAUAACGCCAACGCCAGAGCCAGAACCAGAAGUUGGAUCGUCGAGUAGUAGUAUCGCAUCGGGUAAAAUACUCAAAAUCAAGGGGAGUAAUAGCAUUUCAGAUCAAAUGAAGUUCUUGAUCUCUCAACAGAAAUACCUCGAACAUCUCGAGAUUGGUCAACAGAAGAAGGCUUUGGGCGUGCUAAGAGGUGAAUUGAACAAAGUGGCUAAAGACCAAGAGGUUUUACAUACUUUAUCGGGAUUCAUGAUGUGCCUUGAUAAAGAUGAUUUAUACGAACGAGCUAUGUGGGACGGUGCGCAGGGGACAUCUCGUAGACAAUUGUUGGAACAUCUACAAGCAUUCAUCUCACCACAGAUAAUGAUGCCUUCCCGUCGACUUGCUACCUUGUUCGAUCAAGCGAGGAGACAUCAACAGCUAUCUUGUCUGUAUCACGAAGAACCCGAAUCCACGUCGCUAUAUACCGAUCACAAGUGUGAGAGCGGGGCGUUCCCAUCUGUCACUACGCAUGUUCUCGCGGAUCACUCAGAUGAGGUAUGGAGGAUUGAAUGGAGUCCUGAUGGAAUGUACUUGGCUAGUUCUGGAAAGGAUAAGACAGUUGUGAUCUGGCAACUGAAGAUCACGUCGAAAGAAAGUGGUGGAUCUCAGUAUGGGAUCGUACCGUUCCAGCAUCUGAAGGAACAUACAGACUCGGUAGAUGCGAUGGCUUGGUCGCCUGAUGGCAAGACGCUAGUGACUGGUGCGGAUAAGAAUAUAUUUGUUUGGGAUGUCAAGACCGGGGAACUGCAACCUAAAUCAUCUUCUGGAUCUCAGCAUAGUGAUACGAUAAGUGCAAUUCAGUGGCUACCUGAUGGAUCAGAAUUCGUAGUAGCUUCGAUGGAUUGUAAGGUGGCAUUCUAUAGCCCGUCUGGUAGUCUUCUACGUCAGUGGUCCACAAAGGAUAGGCAACUGAAGGACUUUGUCAUCACCCCGGAUGGGAAACGGAUCAUCGCUAUCACCACUCUGCUGAAACGGGUUUUCCAUAAUGACAAGUUGAGACAAUCAAUGUCAUCUCGACCGUCAGAGGAAUCGGAGAUAAUUGAGUCUACUACUGCGAUCGGACCUAACGGGGCAUCGUUGGCGCCCUUCUAUUAUGCUACGAUGGAAUACUCCCUGAUGAUGAUUAGAAUAGCGGAUCAUAACAUCAUCGAUUCAUCGCAGGAUCUAAGGUGUGAAACUACAAGCAUCAGACUAUCAAGUGAUGGAAAGAGAGUUAUCGUCAGCUGUGCACCUGAUGAGAUCCAAGUAUGGUCGAUAGAUCCUGGUUUCAGGUAUAUUCGAAAACACAGCGGACACGUGCAGGGUCGAUAUUUGAUCAGAAGUGCUUUUGGCGCACCGAAAGAUCGUUUCGUCUUAUCUGGAAGUGAAGAUGGACAUGUAUAUGUCUGGCAGGGGACUGCACCUAAUCCGAUCGAAGUGCUUUCCGGUCAUAAGGAAGUGGUGAAUGCCGUGGCGUGGAAUCCUGUAGCUGCGAGAAGGAUUUUCGCCAGUUGCAGCGAUGAUCAUACAAUACGUAUAUGGCAGCCUCCAUUCGACCUUGAUGAAGGGAUGAACAUCGAAAAUGAUGGAGUGACAGGAGGGGAUGAAGAUGGGGAUGGGAUGAAAGUGGAGAAUGAUGAAGAAGAAGAAGAGGAGGAGGAGGAGGAAGAAGGUAUGGUUCUGUGA